Drosophila montana is the source of this 3109-nucleotide messenger RNA. It is a transcript of the gene CngA, whose product is annotated as Cyclic nucleotide-gated ion channel subunit A. Gene Ontology annotation, biological process: monoatomic cation transmembrane transport. The record is from RefSeq and is a predicted model, not a curated record. The coding region runs from base 105 to 2717 and encodes 870 amino acids. The transcript has 8 exons. Gene Ontology annotation, molecular function: intracellularly cAMP-activated cation channel activity; cGMP binding; protein-containing complex binding. Gene Ontology annotation, cellular component: intracellular cyclic nucleotide activated cation channel complex; plasma membrane. NCBI's taxonomy places the organism in Eukaryota, Metazoa, Arthropoda, Insecta, Diptera, Drosophilidae.
CUGCGACUGCGACAGCUUCAACUUGAGCAGCUCUUCAUCUCUCCACCUGCUACGAUUAACUGCUUGCGACAUGUGCUCAGCAUAGCAGCAUUGGAUGCGCCGCAAUGUGGACGUACAUGAUGGCUGCCGCCCGCGGAGAUCGGGUCAACACAAUGAUGUCCAGCAGACGCCGCCCCGAGACCGAAUCACCCAAAUACGGUUACAACCUCUCCCGUCCGAUGUAUCGUACCACGCGUUUUGUUGGCCCCGCUGCCUCGGCACCCGCUCAGUUGCCCUACGGCAGCGGAGGCGGCGGCAGCAGCAGCACCAGUUCCAGCUGCAACACAGCUCAGCCGUUGCCCAUGGCGCACGAGGAGCUCGAGAUCAGCGGCGGCCUGUAUGCGCCCUUCCAGCCGACGCUGGCGGCUGUCAGCAUGGAUGGCGUUUGCCUGCCCCGCAAGCAUUUAAUUGCCAACCAAACGGCGAUACCCAUGGGUCCAGACAGCGAUGAGCUGGAGGAGCAGCAGCUACACUAUCCACGCAGCAGCUGCAGCAGCAGCGGCUGGCUGCCUAGGCAACGCAUUGAAUUAGACGUCAACCAAGAUGACGAUGACGAUGACGCUGACGACGAUGAGGAUGUGGAUGAUGAUAAUGAUGAUGUGGAGAUGGCGGCGGCAGUUGGGCGUGAGAAUGGGUUUGCUGACGCACGUGGCAAAGACAACCAGGAAGAGGCGAUUGCCCCUGCCGACCAGAGAUCCACACAGCCGCGUGCCAACGAUGCCAACUAUCUGGAAAAUGGCAGGAAACUGAUACAAGAGCCGAACAAACGGAGCAAACCCUCAGCGUUGAGGCGAACGCUGCAGGCGUUGCGGCAGCGUCUAACGAAACGGAGUCGCGCCAAGCCGCCCGAUUGGUUCCUCGAGAAGUUCUCCAAUACCAGCAACACGGACAAAAUAGGCAAAACUGGCGCCAUGGACGACGCGGCGCUGUCCAGUGAAAUCCGUGGCAGCAGCGCGCUCUGCAAUCACCUCUCCGUGGAUCCCACGCUCCAGUCACACUACAGGUGGCUCGCCGUGGUGUCUCUGGCGGUGCUCUAUAAUAUCAUAUUUGUGGUGGGACGCUCCGUGUUCUGGGAGAUCAACAAGAAUGCGCCCGCCGUUUGGUAUACGCUGGAUUACCUAUGCGAUUUCAUUUACCUGCUGGAUACGCUGGUGCACAUGCAUGAGGGCUUUCUGGACCAGGGUCUGUUGGUGCGCGAUGCUUUCCGGCUGCGUCGCCAUUAUUUUCACACUAAGGGCUGGUAUCUGGACGUGCUGUCCAUGCUGCCAACGGAUCUGGCAUAUAUCUGGUGGCCGCCGGAGACAUGCUCCAGCCUGUAUCUGCCCUGUCCGGUGAUUGUGCGCCUGAAUCGCCUGCUGCGCCUGCCCCGCCUCUGGGAGUGGUUCGAUCGCACGGAAACGGCCACCGGCUAUCCGAAUGCAUUUCGCAUCUGCAAGGUGGUGCUGGCCAUUCUGGUGCUGAUCCAUUGGAAUGCCUGCAUGUACUUUGCCAUUAGCUACGAAAUAGGUUUCAGCUCCGAUUCCUGGGUCUACAACUUGAAUGGCACGCGGAACAAUACGCUGCAGCGCCAAUAUAUCUACAGCUUCUACUGGUCCACGCUGACGCUGACGACAAUUGGGGAGACGCCGACGCCGGAGAAUGAUGUCGAAUAUUUGUUUGUGGUCGCCGACUUUCUCGCCGGCGUGCUCAUCUUCGCCACCAUUGUGGGCAACAUCGGUUCCAUGAUAUCCAACAUGAAUGUUGCGCGCGUCGAGUUCCAGAACCGCAUGGAUGGCGUCAAGCAGUAUAUGGCCUUUCGGCGCGUGGGCCAUGAGCUGGAGGCGCGAGUGAUACGCUGGUUUGCGUACACCUGGUCGCAGAGCGGCGCCCUGGAUGAGGAGCGCGUGCUGGCGGCACUGCCGGACAAGCUGAAGGCGGAGAUAGCUAUACAGGUGCACAUGGAUACGCUAAAGCAGGUGCGCAUCUUCCACGACACAGAGCCGGGUCUGCUGGAGGCGUUGGUGCUCAAGCUGAAGCUGCAGGUCUUCAGUCCCGGCGACUACAUUUGCCGCAAAGGCGACGUCGGCAAGGAGAUGUACAUUGUGAAGCGCGGCAAGCUGUCCGUGGUGGGUGACAAUGGCGUUACGGUGCUGGCCACGCUGGGCGCUGGCUCGGUCUUUGGCGAGGUCUCGGUGCUGGAGAUUGCCGGCAAUCGCACGGGCAACCGACGCACGGCCAAUGUGCGCUCGCUGGGCUACUCGGAUCUCUUUUGCCUGGCCAAACGUGACUUGUGGGAGACGCUGGCCGACUAUCCGGAGGCGCGGUCCACGCUCACACAGCGUGGCUGUCAGCUGCUGCGCAAGGACGGGCUGCUCGAUGAGCAGAUCUUUGCGGAUUCGCAGCGCGUGCACGACAGCAUCGAGGGCGGCAUCGAGAAACUGGAGCUGUCCGUCGAGAACUUGAACAUGCGACUGGCCCGCCUGCUUGCCGAGUACACGGCCAGCCAGGCCAAAAUCAAACAGCGCCUGGCCAAGCUGGAGCUCAACGGUGCCGCUGGUGGCUCCGGUGGGCGGGAGGCGGAGCCGCAGAUGCGCUCACGCAGCGGUCGCCUGUAUUCCCUGCAGACCAAGCGGCGCCCACGUGCGCGCCUCGAAUCGGCUGCCAAAUGCGGCGAGGCGGCCAAACAGAAUACGCUCUAAGGCGGCGGCGACGCCGGGCGCCCGAGCAGGGACAUCCGCAUGGCGACAUUCCAAAUGUCGCCUAUUCCAUAUGCCUGCGUUUCCCGCUCUGCUGAAUGAUGGUGAUAAAUGCAUUAAGCUUGACGGAGUUACGAGUCUGGAGAAUCAUGCUGAAGAUUAAAAAGUUGCUACCGAGUGGCUUGUGGUUGGGACUGGGGCUGGAGCUGGGACUGUGGCUGGGACUGUGGCUGGGGUUGGGGAAGGUUUGCUGCGACUUGGCUGGGCGCCAACUCGACGCGUGCGCGUGUAAAUCAAUUUUUAAUUUUUACAAUUAGUUUUAGGACGCGCCAAAGCAAGGGGUUUUUAGGCAGGUGCAGGGGGGGAGGGGUUGGAGAAUGUUUGUCAGCGAGAGU